Aphis gossypii (cotton aphid) is the source of this 4625-nucleotide messenger RNA. Its product is annotated as protein SCAI. The record is from RefSeq and is a predicted model, not a curated record. The transcript is spliced from 15 exons. The coding region runs from base 1076 to 2821 and encodes 581 amino acids. Gene Ontology annotation, cellular component: nucleus. Lineage: Eukaryota; Metazoa; Arthropoda; Insecta; Hemiptera; Aphididae. Gene Ontology annotation, molecular function: transcription corepressor activity. Gene Ontology annotation, biological process: DNA-templated transcription.
AACGACGCAACCCUUAUGCGUCGAAGCCAGCGCGGCGGAUUCGGCGGACGAGAUGCGUCGUCGUCGUCGUCGUCGUCGUCGUCGCGGUCCGUUCACCGCCUACGCCGCGCCGCUAUCGAAAUCGAAACGACCGACGCGAGCGCCGUCUCCAGUCCGCCAACGCAACCACCCUUCCGACCGUCACACGCCGCACCAUUGCUACCACUCGCGAAAACCCGCAAAACGCGUGCCACCGCGCCCCGAGAUUACAUUUCGUUGUUUCGCCGGACGCGGACGAACGCCGACCGAGCGCGCGCCGCAGCCUAACAUCGAUCCGUACACGUGCGUGGGCGAUACGGCGUUAAACACAUCCCCCGCCGCCUACGAGACGAAUCUCUCCGAUCGGUGAUUGUGCGAUCGCCGUCGCUACUUUUCGCUCGCCGUACACACACUGCCGACGACGGUGUACACGGUCGCAUCGCUAUCAGCCGACGACUGCAGCAACCGCCCGAGGGUGGUCUCUUGUGAGUAAAACACUACGAUCGUAUUAUAUAGUAUUUUAAACACCUCGACAAAACACUACCUACACGCACGUCGCGAGUAUAAAAUAUUACUAUAAUAACAUCAUACGAGAUAAACCGCGAGUGUGUCGAUCGCGUGAUGAUCGGCGUAAACUAUUAAAUUCCAUAUCUCGCCGUCGUAAGUAAUAAUAAUAUCGUCACAAUAUCGUAUCGUAUCGUGCAACGGUCGUCUGGUCGGCGGUGACCGACAUGGACCGCCGCGCCGAAUCACCGACCGAAUCGGGCGCUACGCGGCCCUGCUGCUGCUGCUGUUGCUGCUGCUGUCAGACGACGGGACGGACUUGCUGGUCGUCGACACGCGCUGCGGCAGUGCGAACACGUCCCGCCGCUAGUACGUGAGAUCGCUGCUGCUGCUGCAGAGCUCCGGCGGCGGCGGCGACGGUGACGACGGUGACGACGACCAUCGCUGUGCAGCGAAGGUGCAGCAGGCGGCGGAUGCGGCGACGCCGUGAUCGCCGGUGGUGGCUUGUACCGUCACAGCAGGUCGUCUCUCGACACCAGUGUACGUGAUAAUUAUGGUCGUGGCUUCAACCAUGGCCAGCAUGGAUGACCACGAGCGGAAGAUUGUCGUCGAGUUCUGUCAACUGCUCGAACAGUCGAAGCAGCUAUUCAACGGGCUCCGAGACCUUCCACAAUGCGGUCAGAAAAUCUGGCAAGGGUAUUUCGGCAAGACUUUCGACGUUUAUACGAAACUUUGGAAGUUUCAACAGCAACAUAGACAAGUGUUGGAUACAAAGUAUGGCUUAAAGCGAUGGCAAAUAGGUGAAAUAGCCUCGAAAAUAGGUCAACUGUAUUAUCAUUACUACCUUAGAACCAGCGAUACAAACAAUUUAAACGAAGCGUAUUCGUUUUAUUCGGCAAUACGAGGAAGACAAUACUAUUCUCGAGUAUCUCAGGAAGAUAGAUCUGAUCUAAUGGUAAAAAAACUGAGGUACUACGCUAGGUUUAUUGUGGUGUGUCUGUUGCUAAGAAGAGUGGGAGCUAUUCGUGAAUUAUUGGCUGAGCUCGACAAGCAAAUCGUAGACUACACAAGUACGUAUGAACCGGACGACCAAUUGGAAUGGUCUUUGGUUUUGGAAGAGAUCAAGACAUUCGUAAAAGCCGACAGUAUUGUAAAUGUUUUACACGCUGACCAGAGCAGUGUCAUACUUUCACACAGGCUAACACCGCUGACUACGCCACCGGUGGAAAAAUCCACGAUGAUGAAUCUUUCGUUGCAAGAAAUCAUACUUAUAGGAAACAUGUCGGAACAGGUCAAGUUCAGCGAAAUGACGAUAGACAUGUUCCGAAUGAUGCAGACGCUAGAGAGGGAAAAAAACCGAGAUGAAGUUAAUCACGUAUCUGAUCCCCCUUCGAGAGCAUCAUUUGAAAAAAGUUACUCAAUAACCAGUAAUAAAACCUUAGCAUACCCAAUGAUGGCAAAUCAUGACGUAAAUAGUUCAAGAAGAGAAAAUCCUCACAAAUACAUACUUUAUAAACCAACAAUUACUCAAAUUAUGAUGUUUUUAGCAACAGGUUUUAAAGAGCUUCCUGCAAACGGCGUGCUACUUAUGUACAUUUCAGCAGACGGAUGCUUUCAAACCUCAAAACAUGUAAAUGAUUUGGGUUAUGACUGUGGAGGAGUCAUGGCAAGUAGCAAACGAGAAAUGGAAUUGACCAAUAAAAAAGGUGUUCAUGUAAAAGAAAUCCACUGCUUAUAUCCUGGAGAUCUUUACGCGUAUACUAGAAAACCAUUGUUUGUAAUUAUCGAUUCCGAUAAUAGUUUUGCCUUUCAAUACAUUCCAAGGUAUUUCGGACAUCCGUUCGUCGUGCUCAUGUCUCCCCAAGAGUUGCCGGAUAAACUUCACGAACAACUACAACACAACGGAAGUUUAUUCACGUUAUUUUUACAUAGCCCUUUGACUGCAUUUUGUAUCAUAUGUAACAUCCUAACGGUUAAAAUGCAUUUAUGGGAGAGGGCCAAUUCGUACGUAGAUAGAUUCAUCACGGAAGCUAGCCGUCUGUUUACUAGCAAAGUGAAACCAGACGUAUCUUAUAUACAGUUCUUUGGUGAUGACUUUUUACGGCUAUUAUUAUUGCGGUACGUCUUUUGCCACGUUGUACUUCGUCAUCAUCGAGCAUUUAUUGGAGAACAGUAUCUUCCGCGGUGUCAGCCACCUUUGCCUUUGGCCAGCUUUUUAGAUGAAAUAUCUUUGAAAAAAUACGUCAGAGAGUUGGCCAAGCACCUGGACGUUUUGUCACAUUUCGAAAACUUCGAAUGAUCCCCACGACCCACUAUUAUUAUUAUAUUGCUCGGUGGUCGUCAACUUCUUCCAGUAUAAAAAUAAUACUAAUUAUUAUUAUUAUUAUUAUUAUUAUUGUUGUUAUUUGAUUAUAAUACAUAGUGUGUAGUAUACCAUAUAUUAUAAUAUUAUGUUUCUAUAAAUAUUGUAUAAAGUCGUGAAAUACGUGUGUGUCCUAUACUUGCAUAUUGUGUGAAAAUUGUUUGGAUAUGAUGAAUGUCAACGAUAUUUAAAUCUGUUAAAAUCUUGAUUUCGACCAAACGUACGUAAAAUGUGGUGAUAUAAUAUUCGUCUAGUUUAUAGAUGUUUAUCCCACAUAUUAUUUGUUUUAUUUCCAAUAAUCAGAGUUCGAUAUUUGUUCUACAUGCCUAUAUUAUAUACGUUCAGUUAAAUAGUAGUAUAUAAAUUAAAUAUGAUAUACAUGUGUAUACAUAUAAAUAAUAUACAUGUAUAUUUAUAUAUUUAUACAAUAUAUAUUUAUAUGUAUAUAUAUAUAUUAUACAUAAAAAAAAAAUACUAAUUAAAUAUCGAUGGUACAAUAUAUAUAUUUAUAUAUAGAUGGGGUGAUUCACCAAGGAUCCUCAUUCUUCACACUCAUUUUUAUUUAGUAAUCAAGUUAUUCAAAAUCUGACUUUUGAAAAUUUUAAAUAUACUUAACGAUCACAAUUUUGAAUGCUUUAUACUUUAUAGUUUUUGUACCAUUUAAGAAGUCUUGUGUGGUGAUAGUAGUCAUACAAACUUCUGUUUUAAAAUCUGAACCUACCUUCUUUACUUUAAAGUUUAAAUUAAUCAGCAGAUCGUUUUUUUAGAAUUGUAUGUACCUAAAUCAAAACUUGAACAUAACUAUGGUUUCCGAGUUAUUUAACAGUAUAUGUACUAAGAAUAAUAAGUUUGUGUUCGUGAUUAAAGGUUUUAGUUAGGACGUUGAUGAUUUGAAAAUAACUGUAGGUAAUUAAUAUGUAUGUAUCAGAUUUUAAAAUUUAUCUUAGUGUUAAGAAUACUAAUUUCAAUAUUUUAUCUAUUUUAUAUUUUUGUAAAACCAUUUUUAAGGAGUUUUUUAUUUUUCGAUUUAUGUAUAACUCGUUUGAAUUUCAAUUUCAAUCAAACAUUUACAUCAACAGUUUCAAAAAAAUGAUUUACUAAAUAAUUUAAAGUAAAUUAAUGGGUUCUUAUUUAAAAAACAAAAGUUUUUACUACCACAGACAUUCUUUAAGUGAUAUGUAUAAUUUCAAAUAUUCAAAAAUAUGUUAUUUUUAAAAUGUCAAAAAUCAGAUUUUAAAUAACUGUAUUUUAAAAUAUUAAGGUGAACGUGUUUGAUGAAUCACGCAGUUUAUAUCAUAUUGUACCAAUAAUAUAUAAUUAUUAUUUUUAUUGUUUAGGCCCUAAUGGCUUAAUUAUUUGUUCGUAUAAUCUGUUAAAAACUAUUUAACUCCAUCGUAAAAUAUUUGAAACUUAAAGAUGUGUUAUGGUUUAAUCAAAAACGUUCGAUCGAAAGUACAAUUAACGUAUAUAACCGCUAAUAAAGCCAAUAAUGUUAAUAUACGUGAAUAAAAGUACCAAACUACAAUGUUAUAUUAUUAUAUAAGUUAUGUGUACCAAUUAAAUUUGAAAAAACCUGUAACACUUUUCUUUUUUUUAAAUUCUAUUAAUAAAUAGUUUAAUUUUUUUCUAAAUUAAUAAAUCAAUUUCCAAAUCUUCCAUUUUGUACUACGAAAAAUCUCUUAAAAUUGCAUUAUAUAAAAAUUGUUAGCGAAAUAAAGUACAGUAUUUUUUAUAAAACUCA